CGAGACUCAUCAAGGAGGUAGGCGGGCAGGCAAGCGGCCAGUCAGUUGAAGCCAUCUCGCCGUCACUCGCUCGCUCCCUCGCUCGCUCGCUGGGUCACGCCAACUGUGUCCGUCGUACUUUUCCGACCCGCCCGGCGAGGAGAAUGUUCAACAGGACGCGAAGGCUCUGACGGAGGCCCAACCGUGAGGUGCCGGAGGCCGUGACCAGGCCCCCCCGGAAGGAGCCCGGCCCGCCAGGGAGCGCCAUGGCUCCCCGGAAGCGAGGCGGCGGCAACCGCGGCGGCGGCGGCGGCGGCCUCUCCUCCUCCUUCUUCUUCUGCUGCUUCAACAACAGCGAGCACCCCGAGAUCACCUACAGGCUGCGCGAAGACUUUGCCCCGCAGGCCAUGGAGCCGGUGCUGCCCAUGCCGGGCUAUGACGAGCUGGACGGGAUCUUCUCCGAGCUGGUGGACGAGCUGGACCUCACCGAGAAGCACAGGGAAGCCAUGUUUGCCCUGCCCGCUGAGAAAAAGUGGCAGAUAUACUGCAGCAAAAAGAAGGAACAAGAGGAGAACAAGAGCGCGACCAGUUGGCCAGAAUAUUACAUCGAUCAGCUCAAUUCCAUGGCAGCUCGCAAGACGCUCCUGGCCCUGGAGAAGGAAGACGAGGAGGAGAGGAACAAAACCGUGGAGAGCUUGAAGACCGCCCUCAGGACUCAACCUAUGAGGUUUGUGACGCGCUUCAUCGACCUGGACGGCCUGACGUGCAUCCUCAACUUCCUGAAGAGCAUGGACUACGAGACCACCGAGUCGCCGAUCCACACCUCGCUGAUCGGCUGCAUCAAGGCGCUGAUGAACAAUUCCCAGGGUCGUGCCCACGUGCUCUCGCACGCCCAGAGCAUCAACAUCAUCGCCCAGAGCCUGGCCACCGACAACGUCAAGACCAAGGUGGCCGUGCUGGAGAUCAUGGGCGCCGUCUGCCUGGUGCCCGGCGGCCACAGGAAGAUCCUGGAGGCCAUGCUGCACUACCAGCGCUUUGCCUGCGAGAGGACGCGCUUUCAGACGCUGAUCAAUGACCUGGACCGCAGCACGGGGCGCUACAGAGAUGAGGUCAACCUGAAAACGGCCAUCAUGUCCUUCAUAAAUGCUGUACUGAGUCAAGGCGCGGGAGAGACAAGCCUGGAGUUCCGCAUCCACCUGCGAUACGAGUUUCUGAUGCUGGGGAUCCAACCGGUGAUCGAUAAGCUGCGUUCUCAUGAGAACUCCACCUUAGACAGGCAUCUGGACUACUUUGAGAUGCUGCGGAACGACGACGAGCUGGCUCUGUCGAAGCGUUUUGAGUCGGUACACAUCGACACCAAAAGUGCCACCCAAGUGUUUGAGCUCAUCCGCAAGAAGAUGAACCACACCGACGCAUUCCCGCACUUUAUGUCCGUCCUCCAUCACUGCCUCCUCAUGCCACACAAGAGGAGCGGCAACACGGUGCAGUACUGGCUGCUACUGGAUCGCAUCGUCCAGCAGAUGGUGCUGCAGAACGACAAGGGCCACGAUCCCGACGUCACGCCACUGGAGAAUUUCAAUGUGAAAAAUGUCGUGCGCAUGUUGGUCAACGAGAACGAGGUGAAGCAGUGGAAGGAGCAAGCGGAGAAGAUGCGCAAAGAGCACCACGAGCUGCAGCAGAAGUUGGAGAAGAAGGAGCGCGAAUGCGACGCCAAGACGCAGGAGAAGGAGGACAUGAUGCAGACGCUCAACAAGAUGAAGGAGAAGCUGGAGAAGGAGAGCGGCGAGCACAAGAACGUCAAGCAGCAAGUGGCCGAGCUCAGCGCCCGCCUGCACGAGCUCAGCGCCGUAGGUCCCGAGCCCGCUUCCUCAACGUGUGCGCUGGCGCCUUUAAUCCCGCGCACAUUUCCUCCCUCCCUGCAGAGACAAGUCACCGUGGUUCCAGGCGGCGCCCCCGGGGGCCCGGCGCCACCCCCGCCCGUGCCGUCCUUCUCCGGCCUGCGCCCGCCGCCGCCUCCGGGCGGCGCCAUGGUUCCGCCGCCGCCCCCUCCUCCCCCGCCGGGCGGCCCCCCGCCAGCGCCAGGUCGCCCGCCCGGGGCAGGCGUCCCCCUGCCGCCCGGGGCCCCGCUGGGACCCUCGAUGCAGAAGAAGAACAUCCCGCAGCCGUGCAACCCGCUCAAAUCCUUCAACUGGUCCAAGUUGGCCGAGAACAAACUGGAAGGCACCGUUUGGAUGGAUGUGGACGACGGCAGGGUUUUCAAAAUUCUGGAUCUGGAGGACAUCGAGAAGACCUUCUCGGCCUAUCAGAGACAGCAGGACUUCUUUACCAUCAAUAACAGCAAACAGAAAGAGGCCGAGGACGACGCGCCGGGCUCCAAAAAGGUGAGGGAGCUGUCGGUGAUCGACGGCCGGCGAGCGCAAAACUGCAACAUCCUCCUGUCCAGGCUCAAGCUGUCCAACGAGGAAAUCAAGAGGGCCAUCCUCACCAUGGACGAGCAGGAGGACCUUCCCAAAGACAUGCUGGAGCAGCUGCUGAAAUUUGUGCCCGAGAAGAGCGACGUGGACCUCCUGGAGGAGCACAAGCACGAGCUGGACCGCAUGGCCAAACCCGACCGCUUCCUCUACGAGAUGAGCAGAAUCAACCACUACCAGCAGAGGCUGCAGUCUUUGUACUUCAAAAAGAAGUUUACCGAGCGGAUAGCAGAGAUCAAGCCCAAAGUUGAAGCUCUGACCAAGGCUUCCAAAGAGGUCCUGCACAGCAGAAACCUGAAGCAGCUGCUGGAGGUGGUGCUGGCCUUCGGCAACUACAUGAACAAGGGCCAGCGGGGCAACGCUUACGGCUUUAAGGUGUCCUCGCUCAACAAGAUCGCCGACACCAAAUCCAGCAUCGACAAGAACAUCAAUCUUUUGCACUACCUGAUCACCAUCCUGGAGAAGAAAUACCCCAAAGUGCUCAAGUUUCACGGUGACCUGCCGAGUGUCCCCGAAGCGGCCAAAGUCAACAUGACCGAGCUGGAGAAGGACGUGGGCAACUUGCGCGGCGGCCUGAAGAGCGUGGAGAGCGAGCUGGACUACCAGAAGAAGCGAGCGCAGGAGCCGGGCGACAAGUUUGUGUCUGUGGUCAGCCAGUUCAUCACCGUGGCCAGCUUCAGCUUCUCGGACGUGGAGGACUCGCUGACGGAGGCCAAAGACUUGUUUGUGAAGGCCGUAAAGCACUUUGGCGAGGACGCCGGCAAGAUGCAGCCCGACGAGUUCUUCGGCAUCUUCGACCAGUUCUUGCAGUCGUUCGGCGAGGCGCAGCAGGAGAACGACAACAUGCGGCGGCGCAAGGAGGAAGAGGAGCGCAGGGCUAAAAUGGAGGCUCAGCUCAAAGAGCAGCGGGAGAAGGAGCGCAAGGCGCGCAAGGCUAAGGCCAACGGCGAGGACGACGGCGGAGAGUUUGACGACCUGGUGUCGGCGCUGCGCUCGGGCGAGGUCUUCGACAAGGACUUGUCCAAGAUGAAGCGCAACCGCAAGCGCAUCAACAGCCAGAACUCGGACGGCGGGCGCGAGCGACCCGUCACAAAGCUCAACGUGUAGGAGGGAGGUUGUUCUCCUUGCAGGUUUUCCCUGGCUUUUGUUUUCAGUUCAUGACCAACUAACGGAGACGCCUUUUGACAGGAUCCGUCGAGUUUCUUUUUUUGCUACGUAUGAACCCUUCCUCCUUGAAGAUCCUCUUAAAGACUCCAUUUUGUACAAAGUUGGUGAGUGGAAACUCAAGUUGAACUUUUUUCCCCCUCGUCAGAGCUUUAACCGCAAGCAAAGGUCGCUGAGAAGCAGCUUCUUUUUUUUUUUUGACGACCACACGCGUGCAGCAUAUCUAUAAGUAAUAUCAGAUCACUGUUUAAGAGCUGGCCUUAACUGUUUAUAAUUUUCACGUCAAGUCGGUACUUUUCCAGGCCUGGGCCUAAAAUGUCCAAGCACGGUAUAUGUGUUUAAAAGAAACACGCAAGGUUAUAAAGGUGACGUGCUUGUUCCACUUGCACAUAUCGAGCUGUAGUUCCAAUGCUAAAAUGCCAUUAAAAAUAUACGGAAAGAACCAA
Messenger RNA from Syngnathus typhle (broad-nosed pipefish), 4060 nucleotides. It is a transcript of the gene daam1b, whose product is annotated as dishevelled associated activator of morphogenesis 1b. Gene Ontology annotation, cellular component: stress fiber. Gene Ontology annotation, molecular function: actin binding; small GTPase binding. The coding region runs from base 246 to 3557 and encodes 1103 amino acids. Gene Ontology annotation, biological process: actin cytoskeleton organization. The record is from RefSeq and is a predicted model, not a curated record. The transcript is spliced from 25 exons. Lineage: Eukaryota; Metazoa; Chordata; Actinopteri; Syngnathiformes; Syngnathidae.